GACGCCGGCGGCGCCAUGGCGGCCGCCAAGCCCAGCGAGCUCAUGGGCAUCUGCUCCAGCUAUCAGGCGGUGAUGCCGCACUUCGUGUGCCUGGCCGACGAGUUCCCGCAGCCCGUGCGGCCAGCCAAGCUGUCCAAGGGCAAGGGCCGGCUGCGGCGGCCGCGCCAGUCCCGCUUCAAGACGCAGCCGGUGACCUUCGACGAGAUCCAGGAGGUGGAAGAGGAGGGGGUGUCCCCCAUGGAGGAGGAGAAGGCUAAGAAGUCGUUCCUGCAGAGCCUGGAGUGUCUGCGCCGCAGCACGCAGAGCCUGUCGUUGCAGAGGGAGCAGCUCAGCAGCUGCAAACUGAGGAACAGCCUGGACUCCAGCGACUCCGACUCGGCCCUGUGAGGGGCGCCGCCCGGAGGGGGCACAAGCGCGCUUCCGCGGCCUGCCCGGGGGCCCGCGGAUGCACACCAAGAGGACCCGAGCCCCGCGCCGGGGGUACCCCCUCAGGACCGGGGAUCACCACCCCUCGCGCGCUUGGACUCCCGCCCCGCUGCGAACUGGUGGGUGCGCCCUCCGCUGCGCUUGCCCUGGCUCCGGCGCACUCGGGGACGCCAGGGAGGGGGGCUGCUUUCUUUGCCCUUGUAAAUGUUUAUUUUUUAACUCUUCCCAGUACGAACUGUGAGUGUGUGCGGGAGGCGGCCCGCGCUGACAUGCCCGGGUCUCGCCCGGGUCUCGCCAGGGUAGCCGCUCCACGCCCGUGUCUGAUGGUUUGCAACUCCGAUUUUGCACACCGCUCCACCGUGCCCCCCAGAGCACACCUGUUCACACUCACGCCAACACUCUCUCGCUGAACACUUUUAUAAUUGUUAGGCGGGCUGAUGGGACUUUGGUGCGCAGCGCGGCUGCUGCUGCGGCCCGAGGAUUGAUAUUUAUUUUUGCAUUGCAACUGCUGGAGGCGUUUAUUUAACGAUCUUUUUACCCGGAUAUGUCUGUGAGGCUCCUGAAUGGAGACAAAUAAAGUCAGUAUAUUUGCACAGUGUA
Messenger RNA from Ictidomys tridecemlineatus (thirteen-lined ground squirrel), 1026 nucleotides. RefSeq names its product chromosome 4 C11orf96 homolog (gene C4H11orf96). The record is from RefSeq and is a predicted model, not a curated record. NCBI's taxonomy places the organism in Eukaryota, Metazoa, Chordata, Mammalia, Rodentia, Sciuridae.